AUGCCAGCACUGUCUCAGACAAAGUCUGAGCCUACUUCGGGGACCCUCACCCACAAGGGUUUUGCGACUCCGGAUGCUACUGCCUCUAGGCGACGACCGGGGACAUCAUUCGUUCAUGCACUACUAGCCACUGCCCUUUUCCGCUGUUGGCACAUCCUUCUUUUCUUUGCCGCGUGGUCGACCUGCAUUACCCUUCUCGAUGAGAAUAAAUUCAAAGUCCGCAUUCCAAUGACCCUGCUUACGGUAGUUGGUACAGUCUUGGGUUUCAUUGUUUCUUAUCGGACAACCUCCUCGUUCGAGCGCUACAACGAGGGCCGUCGGUUCUGGUCGCAAAUCAUCUUGGCUUCUCGUGGUUUCGCCCGAACAGUAUGGUUUCAUGUCCCUGACCAACCUGUGAAAUCAGGGUUUACCACAGAAGAUAUGACAGCAAGAGGAAUGGUUGAAAAGAAGACAGUUAUUAAUCUUAUCGAAGCUUUCGCGGUCGCUGUGAAACAUUAUCUGCGAGGUGAAGAUGGUAUCUAUUAUCAAGACCUAUACUACCUCGUAAAAUUUCUUCCUGCCUACGCCCUUCCAUUAGGAAUACCCUCCAAUGCCGAUUUGAUAAAUGGCGUCGAUGGCGAGGACAAUCGUCCGUCCAACACUGGCGUUUCGACUCGUCCAUCGAUGCCUGAAACCCCAGAUGGCUCGUUUCUCUACCAGAGAACGUCGCCGAAUCACUCGUCUUUGUCAGCGCCACACUUGCCUCUUCCUGUCAGUAUAGAACGGAGAUCAAGCACCAGGGGCCGCGUUAAUCCUCAAGAAGACCUGCGUGCAAAGCCCCCGCCCCUGACAAUUUCACCCCCAACACGAAUGAAUUCGGUCGAGGAGAAGGAAACACACAUAAGACGGAUGACGAGCAUGCGGUCGAUGCAAUCCAUUCGCUCGCCUAUUCCCGGAGAACCACAAAAGGUCAUACUUGCUCGGGGAGACGAGGCGUUUUUACUCCCCGGACAUUUGCCCCCCAAAUAUAAUAUCUUCGACCUCUUCCCUUUCUCGUUACUGGUCAAGUAUCUUACGAAGCGUGGGCGCGAAAUCAAAGGCAAAAAGGCGGCACGCAUGAGGGCGAAAAUCAUGAGGGAGAAAGAGAACGGGAGUCAUAACUUGCCAUUAGAAAUCAGUCUCUACCUCAGCUCUUAUAUCGCUACGCUGCAGAGUCGCAAGCAGACGGAUGUUCCCACCACCAACAGUCUCCUCGCCAGUCUCAAUCAACUAGUAGAUGCACUCACGGGUCUUGAGCGCAUUUUGACCACUCCUGUCCCAUAUUCAUAUUCUAUUCAUCUCUGGGUCGUCGUGUCGCUUUACUGUCUGGCUCUUCCCAGCCAGAUUGUCGCGAGCAUGCACUGGCUCACUAUUCCCGGGACCAUCAUCCUCGCCUUCAUAUUCUUCGGAUUCUUGGUUGCCGGAGAAGAAAUUGAGAAUCCUUUCGGGUAUGACAAGAACGACCUCAACCUCGACCAUUUUACGCAAAACAUUAUUCGAACCGAGCUGCGUGCUAUCACGAGUGCUGCCGCACCAGAUCCGGACCGCUGGGUGUUUGCCACCGAGAAUGACAUGCUGUUUGUGUCGGACGUCGACCGUGACGAGCGCCUUGGUCCCGAAACUUGGGUCAAGCGUGGAAGUGGGGCAAUGUUGGGUGCUCUGAGCAUGGUUUGA
Messenger RNA from Mycena indigotica, 1692 nucleotides. RefSeq lists its product as uncharacterized. The transcript is spliced from 11 exons. The coding region runs from base 1 to 1692 and encodes 563 amino acids. The record is from RefSeq and is a predicted model, not a curated record. Lineage: Eukaryota; Fungi; Basidiomycota; Agaricomycetes; Agaricales; Mycenaceae. Gene Ontology annotation, molecular function: chloride channel activity.